AUGGUCGAUAGCGACAUUGCCUUGGUCGUUCGCUUCUGUGUCAUAUGCAGUACGCUGCUGGUAAUCUGCAUGCCGUUCCUCCUUGUUCGUAAGAUCUACCGAGAAAAAGCUGUUGGCUCCGCGUCCCUCAUUCCUAUCGUUCUUGGGCUUGCCAACUCGCACGUCUGGAUGAUGUACGGGUACUUGGGUCGAAAGUGGCUCCUCAGCUUCCCCCUUUUCCUCUUCGGUGACAUCGUCUCAGUAUGCUACCUCUACAUUUUCUGGCGGUACUCGGACGAUCGACGCCAAGUUGCCCAAACGAUCAGCAUCGUGUUUGCUUGGCUUGCAGUACCAACGUUCUACGUCAUUGUUGGCAGUUUGGGCCUCACCGAUCAGACACGAGCACAGGUCUGGAAAACACACGGCUUGUGUUUCUGCGGCGUGACUGUCGUCAUUAUUCACCUGCUUAUGCUGAAAAAUCUACUGCGUGCAAUCUACCACCGAUCUGCUGCGUCGAUUGUGCCGCGGUCUUUGGCUGUCACUACCAUCGAUACAUGUGGCUGGUUUGCAUUCGGUUUGAUGACUUCGAACUGGAUCAUUGCAGGACCUCAAGUGUUUGUCAUUACACUCCACGUGGCUGCAUGGACUAUCUACGUCGUGUUCACGCACCGGACCAGUCCGAAAAAUGCCAUGUACGUGAUGGAGGAGGGCUCCGUUAUGUCUAUCCUUAGGGUUUUGCCUGAGGUCCAUUCGGACGUGCAUGCUGGUAUGAAGGAGGCACCUACUUCUUUCAGUGUAGAGUAUUGCUCUUUGCGGUCACCACUGCAGAUAACUAAUCAACAUAGCGUGUAG
Messenger RNA from Peronospora matthiolae, 831 nucleotides. NCBI's taxonomy places the organism in Eukaryota, Oomycota, Peronosporomycetes, Peronosporales, Peronosporaceae. The record is from the annotation of a GenBank genome assembly.